UGCUCCCCGGCCGGGGCCGAAAUCGACCUUGUGAGUCCCUCGCGGGCGAACCAGGCCACAACAGAUAGUAGGUGGGUGGUGUCCCAAGGUGCAACUCACCGCCGCGCUGGCUCAGCGUGGCGGUGAGGAUGCACAGACGGUGGUAGUGGCGAGAGGUGUAUGUGGACCUUGUCCCCGCGGCAGCAAUGCAAAGCGGCAAACUUCACCUGGUAACCACCGUCGCGGAAAACGUGGCCCACGAAGCUGGAGGAGCAGAGAGAUUCGUAAAAACCACGCGAGUAAGCACCGUUCGCGGGAGAAGGGAGAUAACCGCGGGCGACGCGGGGGGGGAGUGCUGCACCCUCCUCGUCCAAACACCACAGGCAAGCACCGAGCCCUGCAAAGAUGGAUCGAUGCGAAGAAACUCGCCGCUCGGAUUAAACGGAAGAAAACACCCCCCCAGCGCGAGGCGGACCGAGAGCGACAGGAGAUCGCAGCGGGCGUGAAGGCGACCGCGAAGAAGAAGGCACGGGAGGGCGAUUUAUCGUUCGGCACGUUCA
Molecule: messenger RNA, 539 nt
Organism: Ectocarpus sp. CCAP 1310/34
Lineage: Eukaryota; Phaeophyceae; Ectocarpales; Ectocarpaceae
Source: the annotation of a GenBank genome assembly